UUUAAAAAGCCUGCCGACAUCGAAACACAGGCCAGUACAUCAUCUAAGUGUGACAAUCAGUGCAAAGACUAAACAACAAUAAAUAAAUAAUAAAAAAAAAAUUCGCCUGUGCUUUGAAUUGUAAUUUAUUAUCUUUUGGACUUAUAAUUUCCAACGGUGACAGAAAGAACACCACUACGGAGCGUUCAAAGUCGAAGAAUGGUUGAAAAGAACAUCGGAAUAUCCCAGCAAACGCUGGUGUCAACAUCUAGUGAUAAUGAAAAUGGUGGGCGUAAAUUAACACAAUACAUUGCUGGGUUAGCGGCAACUCUUGGUGCGCUUGCAGCAGGUAUGGUAUUGGGUUGGACAUCACCCGCGGGAAAAGACGGAGUGAACUUGGCCAAAGAAUACAACAUACCGAUAUCGCCAACAGAAUUUUCAUGGAUCGGUUCGAUAUUCAAUUUAGGCGCCGCCACAAUUUGUGUGCCUAUUGGUAUUCUCACAGACGUAAUCGGCAGAAAACGCGCAAUGUUGAUACUAGUCGUGCCAUUCACUAUCGGGUGGAUACUGAUAAUAUGGUCUAACUCCGUAGUAAUGUUUGAUAUCGGCCGGUAUAUUUUGGGCGUAAGCGGAGGCGCUUUUUGUGUAACUGCCCCAAUGUACACCGGCGAGAUUGCCGAGAGUUCUAUUCGCGGUAGUUUAGGAUCGUACUUCCAACUGAUGUUGACAGCUGGUAUUUUAAUAACAUAUAUAUUAGGUUCCGUGCUUUCGAUAUUCACAUUAUCCCUGAUAUCGGCGGUUGUGCCUCUUAUAUUUUUCGGAAUAUUCUUCUUCAUGCCCGAAACACCGACGUAUUAUUUGAAGAAGGGGCAGAUCAAUGAAGCCAGAGAAAGCUACAAAUGGUUACGGGGACCGGAUUAUAAUAUCGAGCCCGAACUGGAAGCGCAGAAUGAGGCAUUGGCUGAAGCAAAUCGUAACCAAGUGUCAUUUUUGACAGCUGUCAGAUCAAAAGCUGCAUUAAAAGGGCUUUUUAUUGCAUUCGGUUUGAUGUUUUUCCAGCAACUGAGUGGCGUUAAUGCCAUAAUAUUUUACUCUGGUUCGAUAUUCGAGACUGCUGGCAGUACGAUGAAUUCAGAUGUUGCAACGAUCGUUGUUGGAAGCAUGCAAGUUAUUGCGGUAUUUGUCAGCACACUUAUUGUUGAUCGUCUUGGUAGACGGCUGCUGUUAUUAAUUUCAAGUGUCGCCAUGUGUUUAACGACACUUAUACUCGGCGUAUAUUUCUACAUGAAGAUACACAAAGUCAGUGGGGUUGACUCUAUCGGGUGGCUGCCACUGGUUGCAAUUUGCACAUUUAUUAUACUAUUUUCGCUUGGAUUUGGGCCAAUACCGUGGAUGAUGAUGGGCGAAAUAUUCGAUUCCCAAGUUAAGAGUAUCGCUGGCAGCAGCGCCUGUUUAUUCAAUUGGCUUAUGGCUUUUAUCGUCACUAAAUUUUUCAGCGAUAUACAAGACGCUUUGGGUACUGAUAUGACAUUUUGGAUAUUUUCAAUUAUUUGCGCAGUUGCUGUUGUUUUUGUGUUCUUUAUUGUACCCGAAACUAAAGGGAAAACGCUUGAACAAAUUCAAAUUGAAUUAGGAGGCGGUGAUCCAACUCCUAGUGGUUUUCAUGGUAGUAAAUCAUAGUUUUAAUACGAGAGUUAUUUUUUGUGAUUAUAAAAGUGUGCGGCUUUUUAUAUUUUUUAAAAUAAAAUAAGUUUUAGUCCCAUUCCUAUACAAUAUCAUUUUUUUUUAAUGGAUUUCUCUGUUUGAAAAAUCCAACAGAUUCUUAGACAAGGAAAAAUUUUAAUUAGUUUUCAAAAUAUGCAAACUUAUAUUUUACGCGAUAAUUUUAGAAAAUUUAUUUUAAAAUUAACAGAAAACGCAUUUAAAAGAUACAUGCAUUUUUUAUUAUUAAAAAUUUAUUUAUGACUUAAUUAAAUAUAGAUUUUAAUAAAUUUCAACGAUAAGUCUAUCAAUUUCCUAUCAAGUUGAUAAAAUGAAAUUAAAAAUUCCACUAAGGAGGAUCUAUAGUAGUUUUCGUCCAAACUUUUUCUCAAAAAAUUCUCUAAAUGCAAAAUUAAGAUGUACAUGAAGAUCAGAACGUUUUUCGCGCAACGAAAAAAAAAUUGGACAGUAAAAUAUUUACUGGAUGACUAGAUUUCCGAAAUAUUUCGCAUAUAGAUGUCAGCCGAAAAUCUUAAGUCACCCAACCUUGGGAUCAAUCCCUUAAGCAGUUGAACUACAUAAAUUUUUUUCAUUUUCGUCGCGUGAAAAACAAUCGGAUCUUCAAAUACAUAAAUUAAGAACGAGGAUCGAUGCAUUACUCAGUAAUUCGGCGAUCUACGUUUUCAUUUUCCGAAAUUGUUCAUUUGUUUGAAAGCCGCGGACAAAAUUGUCAUUUACUACGCAAGUGCAACAAGGAUAGUACCGCUCGCAGACUUGAGUGUGAAAGAGAAAAAAGAUGUUCCUGAAGAUCGGAAUGUUUUUCGCGCGAAAAAAAAAUUGGAAAGUAAAAAAUCUACUGGAUGACACGAUUUCUGAAAUGUUUCACAAGAAAAUGCUGGUGUGUCGACCGAAAAUCUUAGGCCACCAAAAACCUCUGGCACUACUCCUUAAACAGAUGAAUUAUAUAAAUUUUUAUGAUCCUGAAGUUAGCAGACAAUUAUUAAUUUUCGGAUUUUUUUUCAAAAAAUUAAUUAAAAAAAAAGAAAAAAAAAUAUGCGCAUGUAGAAAAUUUAAAAAACUAUAGGUGCAAUUUUUUCAAAUAUCUUUUUUUUUUAAAUUUACUCUUUUUAAAAAAAAUCCAAAAAUUAUUAGACGUUGGCAAACUUCAGUAUCACAAAUUUUUUUCAUUUUCGUUGCGCGAAAAAAGUUUUGAUCUUCAGAUCCGUGAAAAAAAUUCAGAUUCCCCUAAAAAUUUUUUUUCAUCAAAAGCAGAAGCCACACUAUAGAAUAUAAUUAAUGUAAGAUUGUGAUGAUAAAUUUUUAUGAUCCUGAAGUUAGCAGACAAUUAAAAAUUUUAGGAUUUUAUUUCGAACAAUUAAAUUUGAAGAAAAAAUGCACAUGUAGAAAAUUAAAAUGACUAUAAGUGCAAUUUUUUUAAAUAUUUUUUUUUUAUACAAUUUUUCGUUUUUUAAAAAAUCCAGAAAUUAUUAGAUGUCGGCUAACUUCAGGAUCAUUAAAUUUUUCGCUUUUAAUAUUUAUCUUUGUAUAAAAAAAAUUAUUUUUUUAAUGCACACAUA
Messenger RNA from Microplitis mediator, 3257 nucleotides. Its product is annotated as facilitated trehalose transporter Tret1-like. The transcript is spliced from 2 exons. Gene Ontology annotation, cellular component: membrane. Lineage: Eukaryota; Metazoa; Arthropoda; Insecta; Hymenoptera; Braconidae. The coding region runs from base 199 to 1659 and encodes 486 amino acids. Gene Ontology annotation, biological process: transmembrane transport; carbohydrate transport. Gene Ontology annotation, molecular function: sugar transmembrane transporter activity. The record is from RefSeq and is a predicted model, not a curated record.